Lotus japonicus is the source of this 468-nucleotide messenger RNA. RefSeq lists its product as uncharacterized. The coding region runs from base 1 to 468 and encodes 155 amino acids. The record is from RefSeq and is a predicted model, not a curated record. The transcript has 2 exons. Lineage: Eukaryota; Viridiplantae; Streptophyta; Magnoliopsida; Fabales; Fabaceae.
AUGGGUGGCGGUGGUGAUAGCGGUGUGUCAAUAGCGUUGGGGGUACCGCUGGUGGUGGUGGGUGUUGGUGGUGGCAAUGGAGAUGGUUAUAACGGUGGUGAUGGUGGUUGUGGUGGUGGAGGCAGUGGUGCUAGUGGCGGUAGGGUGGUGGUUGCGAUGGAAGUGGUGGUGGCAGAGGGAGAUGGUUGCGGCAAUGAUGGUGGCGUAGGGAGACGGUGGUGGUGGCAAUGGGUGGUGUUGGUAGGUGGUGGCGGUAGUAGUAGCGAUGGCGGUGAUGGAGGUGGUGAUGAGGGUGGUAGUAGAGUUGGUUGUGGUGUUCAUAGUGGUGGCAGUGUUGUAGGGCAGUGGCGAAGGAUGGUGGUGGCGGUGGAUGAUGGUGGUGUUGGAGGUGGUGGUGUUGAUGAUAGAAGUGGCGGUGACGACGGCACAACGACGACAGUGGUGGUGGUGGUUGUGGCAGUGUAUUAA